Pieris napi is the source of this 1545-nucleotide messenger RNA. RefSeq names its product putative nuclease HARBI1. Bases 226 to 1356 code for a protein of 376 amino acids. NCBI's taxonomy places the organism in Eukaryota, Metazoa, Arthropoda, Insecta, Lepidoptera, Pieridae. The transcript has 6 exons. The record is from RefSeq and is a predicted model, not a curated record.
UGCUACACUUACGCUCCAAAAUUGUUGGUAUUUGGUAUUCUGAUACAUACCAUUUGACAUCUCAUCUCAUUUAAAUGUACAUUUUGUACGUCAAAUUAAAAGUUGCUCUUCCCUCGCUGAAAUCGUCAUUUACCAGUGAGUUUGCUACAAUUGAGUGUCCUUUUUUCAAGAAAAUAUAUAAAAACAGGAAGUUUAUUUGUAUUUUAGGGUAAGUUAUUAAAUAAAAUGGCUCAUUCCUUUUUAUUUUUAUCGCUUGCUAGAGAAGCAAGAGAUUUAGAUAAUUUAUUAAGCCGUAGGCAGGGAGCAAAUGUGCGGAACACAAUAUUAAAUAUACGGGAAGACGACUACGUGCGCCUCUUUCGACUCACCAGAAAGUUAGUGGAUGAUGUUGACGAAGAUCUAGAAGGAAAACUAAAAACCACGAAAACUUUAAACACUAAAACUAAGAUAUUGUGUACUCUGUCCUUCCUCGCGAGUGGCUCAUAUCAAAGAAUAAUUUCUGCAAAUAUUUUUACUUUUGUUUCGCAACCCACAAUGUCUCGGUCUAUUCAUGAUGUGGUAGAUGCUUUGUCCCAUCCAGACAUUGUAAGAAAAUAUUUAAGAUUCCCUCAAACUUCUCAAGAGAGGCAAUUGCUUAAAGAAAGAUUUUACCAGAAGUUCAAAAUUAAUGGUUGCAUUGGAUGUGUGGAUGGGACUUUCAUUGCAAUGAUAAGACCUACAGAAGAUGAGGAAAGAUAUUAUUGCCGAAAGGGCUAUCAUGCAAGAAAUGUUCAAUUGAUAGUAGACGCAGACUUAAAUAUUUUGCAUGUGGAUGCGUCAUAUGGUGGAUCAUUCCACGACAGUUUUAUUUUUAAUAAUUCUGUCAUAAAAGAACAUUUAGAGGAAGUGAAUAAUUCCAAUGAAACUGCAUAUUUGCUUGGUGAUAGUGCUUACUGUCAACGGGCCUAUAUGAUGGUACCAGUGCCUAAUGUUUUAAAUGGAUCACCUGAAGCAAUGUAUAAUAAGGUACAUGCCACUGCACGUAACUCUGUUGAAAGAGUUAUCGGUAUAUUAAAAGGACGAUUUCGGUGCCUUUUAGUACAUAGAGUACUUCACUAUGACCCUAUUACUGUGGGGAAAAUUGUAAUAGCCUGUUGUGUACUACACAACAUAUGUAAUCGUGCAGGGCUGGUUGCUCCCGAGUUAUCGACCGAAGAUCACACAAUGGAGAACAGGCUUCAGGCACAAUAUUAUCUAAGAGAUGGUAAUAGUAGUGAGUUAGAGUUGGGUAGACUUGCAAGAGCUCAAUUAAUAAGAACAAUCUGGCACAACUCAAGACCAAUCUAUUCGUCUAUGCGUCGGGUUGUCUCUCCGUAGAAUAUGGCGAGGGGGCCGGUGGCUGGCCAUGCGUUGUACUCGUGAACGGGUGCUACUUGUGGUAACUGGUUGUACUUGGAUUCGUGUAUACGGUGAUGUUAGUUAUUUCGACUGUGUUUGCGUGUUGUUCCCACGAGAGUGUGGGUGCGUGCUCCUAUUUCACUAUGCUUCCUGCUAAAAGAGGACAAG